Plasmodium adleri (nom. inval.) is the source of this 534-nucleotide messenger RNA. Its product is annotated as DNA-directed RNA polymerase II, putative. Gene Ontology annotation, biological process: transcription initiation at RNA polymerase II promoter; DNA-templated transcription; positive regulation of nuclear-transcribed mRNA poly(A) tail shortening. The transcript is spliced from 2 exons. The coding region runs from base 1 to 534 and encodes 177 amino acids. Gene Ontology annotation, molecular function: single-stranded RNA binding; translation initiation factor binding; single-stranded DNA binding. The record is from RefSeq and is a predicted model, not a curated record. NCBI's taxonomy places the organism in Eukaryota, Apicomplexa, Aconoidasida, Haemosporida, Plasmodiidae. Gene Ontology annotation, cellular component: P-body; RNA polymerase II, core complex.
AUGUAUUUUGUUAUUGAAGAAUGGAAAAAUGUAAUCAUUAAACCGAGCCAGCUAGGCCCUAGAUAUCAACAAUAUAUUGAAGAUAUGUUAAGAAAUAGUGUAGAAGGUCAAUGUAGUGUGAAAUAUGGAUAUGUUAUUUGUGUUAUUAGAAUAAUUCAUAGUGAACCUGGGCGAGUUCAGGAUGGAACUGGUAUGAUUGUAGUUAAGGUUAAAUAUCAAGCCAUUGUUUUUAAGCCCUUCAAAGAUGAGGUUUUGGAUGCCAUUGUAACGGACGUGAACAAGUUAGGUUUUUUUGCUCAGGCAGGUCCAUUAAAAAUAUUUAUAUCAAGAACGGCAAUUCCAAAAUAUUUCGAGUAUUCUGAGGAUUCACAUUACCCAUGUUUUUCAUCAGGGGAUUAUAACAUAAAACCCCAGACAACAGUUCGCAUAAAAUUACAGGGUAUACGAUAUGAUUUAUCAAAUAUGUUUGCCAUAGCAACAAUUAAUAAUGAAUAUCUUGGAUGUAUAGAAUCCAACACUUUGCAAGUCAUGUAA